GCCAGCCAGCCCAGCCUCGCCCCCCCUUCCCUGGAGCCAGACCCAGCUCGAUAUGGGGGCCUGUGAACAGCCCCCUCAAGCAGGCAAGUCUCAGGCCCAGGGAGGAGAUGUGUGCGUGGUGCCGGGGGAGGGGCAGGAGCAUCGCAUCAUCUAACAGGUUGGUCGGGCUGGGAGGCGUCCCGCCCUCCUGGAGCUAAUGAGCACUGUAGGACAGGUGUUUGCUCCUCAGUCCCCAGCCUGCCCUGCCUGCGACCAGAGCCAGCUGCCUGCCACCCCGCCAAGGCUCACUCACACCCCCGUGCCCUCCCGCGUCCCGGGCCCGGGGGCCGCGAUGGCCUGCCGCUCCUGCGUCGUUGGCUUCAGCAGCCUUAGCAGCUGUGAGGUGACCCCUGCGGGCGGCCCUCGGCCUGGGACCUCGGGAUGGGGCAGCUGCGGGACCCCCGGGCCAGGCUUCAGCUCCCGCAGCUUCACAAGCUGCGAGGCAGCUGGAACCAUCCCCAGGGUAACCGUGAACCCCAGCCUGCUGGUGCCCCUGGACCUCAAAGUGGACCCAGCCAUCCAGCAGCAGAAGACCCAGGAGAAGGAGGAGAUGAAGGUCCUCAAUGAUAAAUUUGCCUCCCUGAUUGGCAAGGUGCAGGCCCUGGAGCAGCGCAACCAGCUGCUGGAGACCCGCUGGCGCUUCCUGCAAGGCCAGGACUCCAGCACCUUCGACCUCGGGCACCUCUAUGAGGAGUACCAGGGCCGGCUGCAGGAGGAGCUGCUCAAAGUGAGCCAGGAGCGAGGACAGCUGGAGGCCAACCUGCUGCAGGUGCUCCAGAAGGUCGAGGAGUUUCGAAUCAGGUAUGAGGAGGAAAUCUCCAGGCGCACAGACAUGGAGUUCACCUUCGUCCAGCUGAAGAAGGACCUGGAUGCGGAGUGUCUUCGUCGGACCGAACUGGAAACCAAGUUAAAAGGCUUGCAGAGCUUCGUGGAGCUGAUGAAAAACAUCUAUGAGCAGGAGCUGAAGGACCUGGCAGCCCAAGUGAAGGACGUGUCGGUGACCGUGGGCCUGGACAGCCGCUGCCACAUCGACCUGAGCGGCAUCGUGGAGGAGGUGAAGGUCCAGUAUGACGCCAUUGCGGCUCGCAGCCUGGAGGAAGCCGAGGCCUACUCCCGGAGACAGCUGGAGGAGCGGGCUGCCUGCUCAGCUGAGUUUGGGAACAGCCUCCAGAGCAGCCGCAGUGAGAUCACUGACCUCAACGUGCGCAUCCAGAGGCUUCGAUCCCAGAUCCUCUCCAUCAAGAGUCACUGCCUGAAGCUGGAGGAGAACAUCAAGGCGGCGGAGGAGCAGGGGGAGCUGGCCUUCCAGGACGCCAAAGCCAAGCUGGCCCAGUUGGAGGCCGCCCUGAACCAGGCCAAGCAGGACAUGGCCCGGCAGCUGCGCGAGUACCAGGAGCUCAUGAACGUCAAGCUGGCCCUGGACAUCGAGAUCGCCACCUACCGCAAGCUGGUGGAGGGCGAGGAGAGCCGAAUGGACUUGCCUUCAGCCGCCAUGGUCAGCGUGGUGCAGUCCACGUCCAGAACCGCUGCCUCCAAGUCUAGCCUUUCGAGAGCCCCCUCCCGGAAAAAGAAGAACAGAAAAGGCCCUGUGAUCAAAAUCACCGAAAUGUCUGAGAAGUUCCUGUCGCAGGAGUCAGAGGUCUCAGAGUAA
Messenger RNA from Odobenus rosmarus divergens (Pacific walrus), 1690 nucleotides. It is a transcript of the gene KRT80, whose product is annotated as keratin 80. Gene Ontology annotation, molecular function: structural constituent of skin epidermis. The coding region runs from base 197 to 1690 and encodes 497 amino acids. The transcript has 9 exons. The record is from RefSeq and is a predicted model, not a curated record. Lineage: Eukaryota; Metazoa; Chordata; Mammalia; Carnivora; Odobenidae. Gene Ontology annotation, cellular component: keratin filament. Gene Ontology annotation, biological process: intermediate filament organization; keratinization.